Molecule: messenger RNA, 5624 nt
Organism: Cynocephalus volans (Philippine flying lemur)
Lineage: Eukaryota; Metazoa; Chordata; Mammalia; Dermoptera; Cynocephalidae
Gene: TP53INP2
Product: tumor protein p53 inducible nuclear protein 2
Exons: 4
Coding region: 2006-2671 (221 amino acids)
Biological process (GO): positive regulation of DNA-templated transcription; autophagosome assembly
Cellular component (GO): nucleus; autophagosome
Source: RefSeq, a predicted model, not a curated record
UAGGAUGAGGGGGUUGUCAGGAGUUUAGGGCGGCUUGGGACUACAGAUCGCUGGGGCAGCACCAGAUGGUGGUGGAAUCCCUUCCCUCCGGGUCCAACCUCCGCCCCCCAGGGACUAACAUAACAUCCUCCUAAUCCCUGACUUGUAUGUAGCGCCUUAACUGACGUCACUCCCUGCCCCCAAAUGAGGGGUCUUAGACCCCAUUUCACGGGAGGGGAGACUGAGGCCCAGAAAGGAGAAGUAGCUUACUCGAGGUCACGCGGCCAAUUAGAGUCAUGCUCACUGAGUGACAGAUGUAUUAGCUAUUGGCAUAAACAGAGCAGGAGAUCAAUACAAGUAACAAGAUACACAUCCUCCUUCUACUGGGAACUCUAUCUUGGGCUCAACACCAAACCGAUUUAAUAGGGCUCCUAAGUCUCCUCAUUUCACCUUUUUCCAGGGGGGUCUCUGAAGAUUCAGUCCCCUUUUGUGGCCCUGACCCCCUUUGUCCUCACUCUGUACUUUUGAGUCCCAGAGCCCAAUAAAAUCUGCUGCCUCCCAGCUGUUUUGACCACAGAAGGGUGAGUCAUUGGCUGCCUCAGGGUAUCUCCAGGGCUGAUGGUGUGGUGGGGUGAGGGUUCCCUCUGUUGGCCCUUUAUCACCUCCCCAACUCCCAGGGUUAUCAGCUAGAAGGGACAUGAUUUGGCCUAGUGCUGGUGAUUGCAAGAGUUGUGCUGCCCCCUCUCUGCUCACAGAGAAGGGUAGGAGCAGGAGAGCUUCUGACUUUCCAAGUGGAUGGGCCUAAAGGCUGGACCAGGAGCCCCAUUGCAGCCCCUGGGUUUGCUCAAGGAUGGCCUGGGGUAGUGGUAGUGAAGGGAUCAAAUGCUAUUCUGGGCACAGCUGCUGUAGUUAUUAAAGGGAAUAGUUCUCCCUGGAGCAGAGCUGGGAAUGUGAGAACCAGGAAGCUGGCAAGUCCAGGAAAGAAAAUCUGGGAGGCUCCCCAGUGGUCAGGAGAGGGGGCAGGCACUGUCUGGCUGGUGCUGCCGCCACUUGUUGUGUGACCUUGGGCAGGGAGCUUCUCCCCUGAGCCUCCCUUACCUAAAUCUAUCUGUAAUUUGAGGAAGCCCAAAGCAGUCUCUGGUACACAGUGGGUGAUCUGGUAGCUGCAUGUUGAAUCCUGGUUUCAGGAACCCCAGACCCUUUCAUAGCUGGGCAGAAGGGCAGUGACAGCAUCAAAGUCUGUUUGACCUGCUUGUACCCCUGACAUCAUUAUAUUCUUGGAGAUUGUUUGCUGAGGUUUUCCUGACUGUACACUCUGGACUCAAUGAUCUGGGGCUAUGCCUGCCAGUAUCUAGUUGUAUGUCUUUGGAUAGACUAAUGUCCUCUCUCUUAUCCUCAGGUUGUAAAAUGGGGUGGGUGAAUAUGAUGGUCCCUGAAACAGCUCUUCCAUUUCAUCUUCUCAAUGAAGUAGUAGGUUUUUGGAAGGAGGGUGUACCUCAUCAAGGCCGCAAUAUUCUCUUCCUUCAGAAGGAGCCAAACUUUAUGGAUUUUUGGUAACUGAGCCACUAACUCCCUGUAGCUACAGAUGGGCUGGGAUAUGCGGGUUGUGUGGGGCAGACACUAGUUGGGGGUGGCUCAACCUUCACAACCCCUGUAGAUCCCCCACCCCCAUCCCACCGUGGAAACCAGCACCCAGGGAGCACUUCCUCUGGAGCCCACUGUGGGUCUGCAAAUGUGGAAAUAGUCUUUGGCACUGGUGAUUCUGUGGCAAGUGUGAAAACAUUCCCAGGGAAUGCAGGAGGUAGCAGCAAGCAUGGGAAUACCCCAGCUGGGUUAGCAGUGAGAGUAGAAAUACCUUCAGGGAGUGGAAGCAUGGACAUCCCCCCAGGAAGUUCUACAGGAAGUAUGGAAACACCCCUAGAGGAUGGUGACAAGUGGCUCUGCAGCAAAACUGCUGACCGUCUUUAAGGGACAGGUUUUUGCACUGCCGUAGGGCGCCCCCGUGAGGCCGCUUCACUCUCCCAACAUGUUCCAGCGCCUCGCCAGCCUCUUCUUCAGCAACCCCCCGCCCCCCGAAGACACCGAUUGCUCCCACGCCUUCGUCUCGGAGGAAGAUGACGUGGACGGCUGGCUCAUCAUUGAUCUGCCGGACAGCUACGCGGCUCCACCCAGCCCUGGGGCCGCCCCUGCCCCCGCAGGCCGCCCUCCGCCCGCGCCCUCCUUGAUGGACGAGAGCUGGUUUGUUACCCCUCCCGCCUGUUUUACUGCAGAGGGGCCCGGACUCGGGCCCACCCGCCUCCAGAGCAGCCCCCUGGAGGACCUCCUCAUCGAGCACCCCAGCAUGUCCGUUUACGUCACCGGCAGCACCAUAGUGCUGGAGCCUGGGCCCCCUUCCCCGCACCCGGACGCUGCUCUGCCGGACGGCGACCUUAGCGACGGAGAGUUGGUGCCCCCCCACCGCGAGCCCCGGGCCCUGCACCACGCCGCUGCUCCUCUGCCGGUGAGGGCCGUGCUGCUGGAGAAGGCAGGCCAGGUGCGGCGGCUGCAGCGGGCCCGGCAGCGGGCUGAGCGCCGCGCGCUGGGCGCCAAGGUGUUGCAACGGCAGAACCGCGCCCGCGAGAGCCGUCCCCGCCGGCCUAAGCACCAGGGCAGCUUCAUCUACCAGCCGUGCCAGCGUCAGUUCAACUACUGAGCCUCCAUCGGCCGCGCCACCGCCCCCUCGCCGGCUCCCGAUCCCCUGUCGGGCCCCUAAGCCGCAACCAGUGUGCUGCUCGAGGGGCGGCCGCGGCCUGACUCGGGCUGGACCCCACAACCUCCCUCCUUCUUAAAGUGUGUGAGGUGGAGUGAUAACCCUUCCUUCCCCAACUCCCUCCACUCCCCCCAUCUCCGAUCAUCUAAUCCACCUCUGAACCCCUCCUGCCCCUUUUACCUUCCCUCCUUCCGGCCUCUAUGCCCAGCAUUUAAUCCUUCAUCCUCCUCCCAAACCUCCUCCUCUGUUCCCCAUCCCUGUCUCUCUACUUCACCCUUGUCCUCCAGUCCUCUUCUUCUGGCCCACCCCUAUUUCUGAGAGCCUCUUCCAGUCUCUGAUCUGGCUCAUUCCCCACCUUCAACUCCCACCUUACAUGACUCACUCUAUCCCAUUUUUGGCAUUACACUCAUUCCUAUUCCCUUAUUCAGUCCCAGUAACUCCCUCCCAAAUGGAUAGGGGGAGGGGACCCUGAGCCCAGCUCUGACCAGGUACAACCUGUGCAGCCUGGGCCACUGUCCCUGCCCUCCAAUAAGGGUUCAGGCUCAGGUUUUUCCUUUUAGUAUCCCUCUUUCCUCUGCCCUGGGGGCUGGGCUCCUUUCAAGCUGCUUAGGCCUGGAAAGGUAAAAAAGUAUGUGGAAAGAGGACCGUGAGAUGUGAGUUAGAGGGAGAAGGUGGAGGGAAUCAAGGGAAAGAGGCAGCCUAUUGGAGAUGUAGACAGGACAGACAGAUUGAGAAGCAGUAGGGAGCAGGGCACCAUGGGAGCUGGCACUGUGCUUGCUCAGAGAGGCCAAGCCCUGCUCUCAGGCUAGAGCCUGGAGUCAGCCCCACUUCUCUAUCCUAUAAUCCCACAUCCCAAAUCUCUUUCUGAAAUCCACCCCUCUGCAGGCCCCUGAGUCUGAAGGGCUUAGUUGGUACCUUGCCACCCUACCCCUGACAUGCCACUCCAGGAGUAAAAGCUAGGCUAGGCUCUGCCGUCCUGGCCAUCUGUUCAUAUGCCCAAGGUGCUAGAACUAGCUUAGGAGAGAUGCAGGUCAGAGGGCUUCUAGGCAAGGAAAGGGCACACACUCCAGGUAAGAAGGCAGAGGAAUGAUGCUGAAGAGGACAAGCUGUGGGUGAAGCCAUCCCAAGACUGAUAGCUCAGCCUUUAUCUUGCCUCUGGGAUUGAAUUUUGGGCUCAGACACCAGCAACAACCUCUUGGGAUGCGCUGAGUUGCUUCCCAUUUCCUUUCUAGCUGUCCUUUUUUAGUGUGUGCUCUUUCUUCCUUGAAACUUGUAAGAUUUCCUGCUACAUGCUAACAUAGGUCUUCCCACUUGCUCUAAUUCCGGUUUCAGACCUCACAGCCAAGCUGAGGCUUGGAGAAAAUUCUGCAUUCCCAUGAGGGCAAAGGCAGCUGCCCUCCCUGACCCUAUAGCCCCAGGCCUCAAGUGGGGUAUAUGGGAAAGGGAGUGGGGUAUCCCCAUGGAUGCUGGGAUGGAGACAGAUGAAGCCCUGUAGGCAUCUCCUAACCCAGGGAAUAAUUCAAAUUGGCACUAAAAGCAGAUCAGAGUCUCCACACCAGUCCACUUAGGGCCUCAGUAGUUGACAACCUUGCUCCUCUGUCUGUAUUCUUCAAUUACAACCUAGUCCCUUUUAUUCUACCAGCUACCCCUUGGGCACUUCACAGCCAGCUUAGGGUCUUCAGCACUUUCAGUAGCUGAAACUCCCUCCAACCUUUCUUGCAUAUUCCUCGCUGCCAGCUGGAGCCUGAGCUCAGUCCUGAGCAGUGCCCAUGAUCCUUCUGGUAGGGGAAGAGUUUGAGUUAAUCGGGUAUUUGGUACAAAUUUCAAAAGAUCCUGCCUUUACCUAUAUUUUUGGAGGCUCCCAUAGUUCUAGAACCCUUCAAUUUCUCACUUGGCUGGUAGCAAGGUUUUUUUUUUUGUACUUUCCUAUAGAUUUUGUAGCAUUUGGGUGUGGUGAUAUUUUAAUUGUGUAUAGAUUUCUAAGAACCAACACUACCCAGUCUCCUGCUAGUCUGACUCCUGAAGCAUCAGACCUUAUCAUACUGUAUUGACUGUGUAUGUGCCUUUCACCUUGAGCAUGCUUCAGGACAUUUUUUUAAAGCACAGAACUUGAAAACAUGAGAGAACCAGAAUUCACAAAGUCCUAUGCAACCUUAGACAGGAGAGGGUUAGAGACUCUGUCUUGACUGAUGUUUUCAGAGACCCUGGAGAAGUUUGUACCAGUUUGUGAGUAUUAAUGUCAAUACUACCAGCACUUUGCCAAAAUUAAGUACGUUAGAGGGACCCUUGUUUCUAGAGUGAGUCCCAAUUACAUCAAAGGGUACUUCCAGUUAUUCACCAAUAAGUCUGAGUGGUUCCCUCAAGCUGGGCAUCACUUUCCAGCCUUUGCCAGUCUAGCUCCAGCAGGGCACCAUGUGUGUAUGAAUGUAGUUUGGUGCUGUUUUGGAGUAUGCUUGCUCCCCAGUCUCCUGUCUGGAACCCCGUGGUCAACUUGCUCAGAUCUGUAAUGUCAUAGGUGCAACAAAGACCCUCACCAGAGCUUUUGGAUGCCUAUCCAGAUCCACAUGGCUUUACAUGAGGGCACUGAAUGCAGAUACACCAUAGCCCACUUCUAAUACCUUCUCUCUUGCCCUGCCACCUAGUUCCAAAAGGAACCAACAAGUUGAAUGAAACCCUAUUGGGUGUUUUCUGUUGAGACUGGCUGAAAUGAGGAGACUUUGGUUGAUCAUGUUGUGAUGUGUCAACAGACUCAAGGACACAACCACCUCGACCUGCUUAUGUGGCAUGCCUGUGUAUGUGUGUAACAGGAUUCUGAUUGUUAGAUUGUAAUGCUAUUCCUGUAUGGGAGAAAAAAAUUAAUAUAAAGAAAAACAAAUAAAAAUCUAUUUAAAGCACA